GGGACUUUUAAAAAUAUAAGUCACGUGACUUAUUUUCCUCUGAAGCUCUGUCACCCCCUAAGAAGGGAAAACGAAACAUAUUUUGCUCAGCUAUCUGGCUGUAAUAUGUUGUAAAAUGGACCAAAUAGAAAGCUCAAAUUUCUCUACAGCCGAGGAAGAUGAAUCUGCGAAGAAAUUAGUAUGGUGUUUGACACGAGUCGGGAAAGAUUUGGACUGGCUCCGCUUGUUCGAGAAUACAGAGGUCACAAUUGGACGUGGCUUAAAUGUCACUCACCAGCUUGUGUCCCCAAGCUGCCCCCUAAUGAUAUCCAGAAUGCACUGUAUGUUCAAGCAACGAGACGGCGGCCAAUGGACGGUGACCGAUAAGAAGAGCCUUAAUGGUGUGUGGGUGAACGGAGAACGAAUUCCUGUGGACAAAGCUCACCUCCUGAGGCUUGGGGACUCGAUAAAGUUGGGGGUGCCCAUAGUCGGCACCAAAGUGGAGUAUGAGUACAUACUGGUUCGGCAGCGCCUCGAGGACAUCAAACCCUACCUAGUGACGGGACCAAGUGAAGGGGCCUGCGCCACAUCCAGAAUCAAGAAGACGAAGAGGAAAUUUAACACUGAACUGGAGCCUUCAACCUCCUCUAAAUCCAAGCUCUACCGCCACUCUGCCACAGACAAGUCCCAGGGCCAGCCCUACCCCACAGACGAGCCCCGGGACAGGCCAGGGACCAGGGUACGGGAGGAGGCCGGGCCCAGCAUGCGGCAGCAUCGGCGGCUGGACUCGCCUCUAGAGAGACCCAGCAGUCCUAGCAGGAGUCUGUCCAGCCUGCAAAUGUACAGCCAGAACAUGCUGGUGCUGCGGGAGCGGAUGAACUUCACCCAGCAGCAGGUGGAGGCCCUGGAGGCUGAGGGGGGGAGACAGCGGGAUGACCCCCACCGGGAGGAGCAGGUGAGGGAGCUGCAGAGCCAGCUGGAGAUGCUGAGGGGCCAGCUGCACAGGAUGGAGAUGUUGGAGAGGUCCAUCAGCGAGACAGAGAACCGCCUGGAGGUGCAAAAAACACAGCAUGAAGAGGAGGGUUUAAAAAAACUGUUGGAGGAGAAGGGUUUGAAAAAGCAGCUGGAGGAGGCAUUGCAAGAGCAAAGAAAAGUCAUAGAGGAACUUGCACUCUCUCGACAAGGCUUCGAGGAUGUCCUCAAGGCCAAAGACAAAGAGCUGGAGGUGACAAAGGAAGAGAAGGAGAGGGCGAGAACUCAAAAGGAGGAGGUGGUAACACAAAUGACGGAGGUGCUGGAGAACGAACUUCAAUGCAUCAUUUGUUCUGAGCUCUUCAUUAGGGCGGUGACCCUUAACUGCGCCCACAGCUUCUGCCUGCACUGCAUCAGUGAGUGGCGCAAGCGGAAGGACGAGUGCCCCAUCUGCCGGCAGGCCAUCCUCUCUCAGACCCGCUCGCUGGUGCUGGACAACUGCAUCGAUCGCAUGGUGGAGCAGCUCAGCCCAGACAUGAAGCAGAGACGCCUGGUGCUCAUCACUGAGAGGAAAGGUGAGAGCCCAGCCAGAGGAGGUGAUGGUGAUACACGACGACGACAGUAGUAGUAGUAGCAGCAGCAGCAGUAGCAGUAGUAGUAGCAGCAGCAGUAACAGUGACCUCUUCAUGGAUAGCUUCAGCUCCGUCAUCUCCCUGGAAGGGAGCGUCAUUUGGAGCUCUAGCUCUGCAUCUUAUAUCAGUGAUGAUUCAGAUGUAGACAAUGUCGCUCUUUAGCCAAUUUGACGUUGGGUGUUUCACGCGACUUUUUUUCUUUUUCUGUUACACACAUUGUCCUGUAAGGUUGACAGAGACCGCCGUGGAGAGUGCAGAGGAAAAAGCCCGUCCUUGACAGGAAACUAAGGCACUCAAUAUUGUACAAUAAAUUACGUUAGUCUUCAUAUAUUUGGUAACAAUGUCUUUUUUUUUUUUGUGUUCAUUUAUUUUCCCAUUGAAACGGAAUAAAGUUUCUUCAUUCAUUUGACGUGUCACAAAAUGUCUCUGCAUAGAAAUGAACACAAGGUGGCGCCAGUAAAAACAAUACUAUUUUUGUGGGUGUGAAACUGGUUAAUUUAUUUAUCUUUUUGUAAAUUCCACUUCUCAAAUCACACCUUCCACCUACUCUUUGGCAGUUUACACAAUGCCCCAUUGCCUAGCAACUAAUGCAAUGGCUCCUGCCAUGGAGGCAAAUGGAGAAGUGUGAUUAUGCCACCAUCCCAACAAUAAUGCAGGAAAUACUGCUGGCAUUCUGCAUGGAUAAACAGAUGGGUGGUCUUUCUCUCUGUGCUGGGUUUUGAAUUCCCUUAAACAAGGGGAUCUUUGAAGAUGUUAAGACAAUUUACAGUGCUUUCAGAAAGUAUUCGCACCCCUUGACUUUUUCCAAAUGUGGGAUUAAAAUGGAUUUAUUUGUGUUUUGUCAAAGAUCUUCAAAAAAAAAUACUCUUGUCAAAGUGGAAUUCACAUUUUUUUUUCAUUAAACAGGAAAUAAAUAUUAGAUAAGUAUUCAACCCCCUGAGUCAAUGUUAGAAUCACCUUUGUCAGCAAUUACAGCUUUGAGUCUUUCUGGGUAAGUCUAAGCACAUUGCACACUAGGUUUGUACAAUAUAUAUCCGUUCUUUUAUAAACAAAUCAUAUAGUUUGUUUGUUGAGGAUUGCUAGACAGCCAUUUUCAAGUCUUGCGAUAACUUAAAUUGGCUUGAAAAUCUAACUGUAUCUAGGCCACUCAGGACCCUUGAAUGUCAUCUUGGUAAGCAACACCAGUGUGUAUUUGGCCUUGUGUUUUAGGCUAUUGACCUGCUGAAAGGGGAAUUUGUCUCCCAGUGUCUGUUGGAAAGCAGGCUGAACUAGGUUACCCUCUAGGAUUUUGCCUGUGCUUAGCACUUUUACCUUUUUAUAAAACAAAAACAAAAAAAACUCCCAAGUCCUUACCAAUGGCAAGCAUACUGAUAACAUGAUGCAGCCACCACCAUUCUUGAAUAUUUGAAGUGGUACUCUGUCAUGUGUUGGCUUUGCCCCAAACAAUGCUUUGUAGUCAGGACAAAAAGUUAAUUUCUUUGCCACUUUUUUUGUAGUAUUACUAUAGUGUCUUAUUGCAAACAGGAUGUGUGUUUUGGAAUAUUUUUAUUCUGUACAGGCUUCCUUUUCCACUGUCAUUUUGUUAGUAUUGUGGAAUAACUACAAUAUUGUUGAUCCAUCCUCUGUUAUUGCCCAUCAGUCAUUAAACACUGUUUUAAAGUCA
This is a messenger RNA of Oncorhynchus kisutch (coho salmon), 3246 nucleotides long. RefSeq names its product ring finger protein 8, E3 ubiquitin protein ligase (gene rnf8). The transcript has 9 exons. The record is from RefSeq and is a predicted model, not a curated record. Gene Ontology annotation, cellular component: site of double-strand break; ubiquitin ligase complex; cytosol. Lineage: Eukaryota; Metazoa; Chordata; Actinopteri; Salmoniformes; Salmonidae. Gene Ontology annotation, biological process: ubiquitin-dependent protein catabolic process; protein K48-linked ubiquitination; double-strand break repair. Gene Ontology annotation, molecular function: ubiquitin protein ligase activity; histone binding. Bases 116 to 1576 code for a protein of 486 amino acids.